AUGACAGCCGACUUGACGAAAGGUUUAUUGAGGGAUCUUAAUAAACUUCAUGAAUUUGAUGAGGAUUGUAAUGUCAUCCUCAAAAUUGGUAGAGGGUUCGACAUAAAUAGUUUUAAUGCACAUACGGUAAUAUUAAAGGCCAGGUCACAAUAUUUUAAAAAUGCCUUAAAGGAUCUUAAAAGAAACAGCAAAUUAUUUAGGAAAGAAAAUUUUCUCACUUUGGAAGUACCUCAUAUCUCUGCUGAUGCUUUUAAAAUUAUUUUAAGAUAUAUUUACACGGGAACCAUUUCCUUGAAUGAUAUCGCGAAUCAAGAAUGCGUACUAUUCAUGCUUGACUUGAUAAUUGCGGCCGAUGAAUUAGAACUUAACGAUUUAGUGGAUUACUUACAAGAUUAUAUUAUCGAAAAUCUUUCAGAUUGGGUUAAAAAUAAUUUAAUUAAAAUUUAUCAAGCAUCAUAUGGUAGAGAGGCAAUUCAACAAUUACGUAAUCAUUGCGUUCGCUUAAUUGAGGAUGAUCCUCGAUUAGUGUUUAAAUCAGACCAAUUUUAUUUAUUAAAAGAAUCGAAUCUAAUUGAUUUAUUGAAACGGAAUGAAUUAGGUUUGCAAGAAAUUGAAAUUUGGAAGUAUUUGAUAAAAUGGGGGGUUCAACAGGAUCCUCCUAUCGUGGAUUUAGAUAUUAAAAAUUGGGAUCUUAAGGUUUUUACGAAAUUACGAGAUAGAUUAAGUAAUUUAAUUCAGUACAUUCGAUUCUUUACCAUAUCCGCUGCUAAUUACUUUGAAGAAAUUCGUCCUUAUGGAAUGGUAUUACCAGAUCAAUUGAAAGAAGAUAUAGAAAGGUAUUAUAUCAUACCAAAUAGUUUACCACCCUCACAUGCGCUACCACCAAGAAUUUUGCCUAAGCGUUCAAAGGUUAUGGUAAACCUACCACCACCUGUUUCGAAACCAAAGGAACUUAAGUCUGAUGAUAGUAAUGAUGGUGAUGAUAAAGCUAAAGUGCCUAAAAAAAUACCUAUUCCCGAGGACGCCAUGUCCAUUUCUUCGUCCCAGACGGAUGAACAGAUGAUUCCUUUACGUAUCUCUACGACAAUUCAUGCUAGAAACGAUUCACAGUCCUCCCGAGAUAGUUUAUUAUCACCAAGUCCAGACAUAGAUUUCGAUUCUGUAUUAAUUAACAAACAUCAAAUUAAACGUAUAUCACGUUGGAUUGAUGGAACUUAUAAUUUAGGAAUUCACGGUGACAUAAAUAAUAUAAAUAGGUUUAUUUUAUUGACAAGAGGAAAUAGGGAUGGCAUGUCAGGAGACGAUUUUCACUCGCGAUGCGAUAAUAAAGGACCAACCAUAGUGUUGGCAAAAGUUGACAAGACCAAUGUUAUCGUUGGAGGAUAUAAUCCCAAUUCAUGGAGUAGUUCCAACGAGUGGAUUGAUACGAAUCAAUGUUUUAUAUUUUCAUUCAAAUCUGACGGGUGCAGAGAAGGGAUUGAUGAUAUUAUUCUGAGUAGGAUAAAAAAUCCAAGCGUAGCGAUUUUUGACGGGGAUAGUAAUUACGAUAUUGGAUUUAGUGAUCUACAAUUAUUUUCCGGGAAAUACGAACAUAUAAAUUAUGAAAAGAAACUUAUGAUUGAGAAAAAUUUUACAAUUAUAAAUUACGAAGUUUUUCAGGUGAUAAUGAACUAA
Messenger RNA from Funneliformis geosporum, 1674 nucleotides. The record is from the annotation of a GenBank genome assembly. Lineage: Eukaryota; Fungi; Glomeromycota; Glomeromycetes; Glomerales; Glomeraceae.